AACCUAAAAGGGGGCACGAUCUAUUUCUCCCUCGGAACUAUCGCAUAGCGCUGUAUCCCCACAGAGUUUGGUGGUCAUCCUCUUUCUCCAUAGAUCGAAAGUUUCAAACCUUAUUACACCUGGAUACAAAGAUGAUGAUCGUUUUACACCUGCAUUGAAAGUUCGAAAUCCUUUUACACCCAAAACUGGUUUACUGUUGGUUUACUGUAUAUAAAUUAAACCUGAUCAUCCUAUAACCAAUUAUAUACUUGAUUAAACCAAAACAACCCAUUAAAUUAUCAAUUACAACCCGAUUAUCCAAAUCUAAAUACCCGAGUUCUGGGUUUCUUCAUCGACAAAAAAAAAAGUAACCUUAAGAACGAACCCUAAAAACAAAAUCACCUAAAUCUUUGAAAUUGAGAGGAGAUUUUCGAGGGUUUCUAGUUGAUUACAUCUGUUAUCAAUGUCUGUUGUGUCGUUUCAUGAAGUGCCUUCUCUUGUUGACGAAUCUGACGAUGAAGAAGCUAUGGAGCGAAACGCCUUUCGAAUCGAGGAAGUUGUGGCUGGUUUCAUUGAUGAGGCUCCAAUCCGUCAUGAUAUUAUUCCAGAGAGUGAUAGCGACAGUGAUGCUGAGGAGGAAGAGGGACAAACACUUUCGAAGAAACAAAGAACCCGAGAUCGUGACCGCCUGAGACGAAGUGAUGGAAACCUGUUCGAAGGGCAACUGUUCUUCAAUGGAGUGGCAUUUAAAGAGGCUGUUCUUGACUACGCAUUGAAGACAGGCUAUAAUCUGAAGCAAUAUAGAUAUGACAAAACCAAGCUUGGAUAUUGUUGUGCAGGAAGAAAUGUGGAUUCGGUGUGUGGUUGGCGUAUCUACUGCUCUACUAGGGCAGAAUCUGAGCGAUGGCAGAUAAGAGUGUUCAAGGAUAAGCAUAGUUGUGUACCCAAUGGAGAAUGUAAGAUGAUUAAAGUCCCUGUUAUAGCUAGGUUAUUUGUGGAUAAGAUCAGGGAAGAAAUGGAGUAUUAUAUGCCUAAGAAGAUGGAAGAAAUUAUUAAGGAAAGAUGGAAGAUUAGUGUCUCAAGACCUCAAUGUCAAGCUGCUAGAAACAAGGCAUUGAGAUGGAUUGACAAAGAAUAUGAGCAGCAGUUUGCUCGUCUUCGUGACUACGCAGCUGAGAUCAUGGAAUCAAACAUCAAUUCUACGGUGGAGGUUGAAACUGUGAAAAAUAAAGAAGGCCAGGAUGUGUUUGAUCGAUUUUAUGUGUGUCUAGAUGUGUUGAGGAGAACAUGGAAAUCGACUUGUAGGCCAAUAAUAGGAGUUGAUGGUUGCUUCUUAAGAGGAAAAACCAAAGGUCAAUUGUUGGUUGCUCUAGGUCGAGAUGCUGAUAAUGCCAUCUAUCCUAUAGCAUGGGGUGUUGUACAAGUUGAAAACACUGAUAAUUGGUUGUGGUUUGUGAAGAACAUCAAGGCAGACUUGGCCUUAGAUGAUGGUGAUGGUUUCAUAUUGAUUUCAGACCGUCAAAAGGUGAGUUCUUUGUCUUGUAAAUGUAAGUGUCUAUGAUUAAGUGUAAUAGAUUAUCUUUUUACAGGGACUGAUCAAGUCUGUAAAAACAGAGCUACCAAAGAUUGAGCAUCGAAUGUGUGUCAGACAUAUAUAUGGAAACGUGAAGGGCAGACAUGGGAAGAAGACUGAGCUGAAGAAACUAAUUUGGUGGCUUGCAUGGAGCUAUAACGAGGCAGAAUAUAAGGAAAGGCUUGACCGUGUGUUCAACUAUGAUUCAGAGGUAUUUGAAGAUGUUAUGAAGACAAAUCCAACUUCUUGGGUAAGAGCAUUUUACAAGAUAGGCAAUUUCUGCGAGGAUGUUGAGAACAACUCUACAGAAUCUUUCAACAGCUCUAUAGUUCAAGCGAGAGAGAAGCCCUUAGUUCCGAUGUUAGAAACAAUUGCGCGUCUGGCGAUGGUCCGUAUAGCUGCUAGAGAUGUUAAAGCUACCGAACACAAACACAUAUGUACUCCUUAUGUGAUUGAGUAUCUUCAAGAGGAACAUAAUAAGGCUGCAAAGUGUGUGGUUCAUAGGAGCACAAAUAAUAUGUGGUUAGUGAAUCUCGAAUGAUGUUAUUUUCGGGUUAGCUUAGAGAAGAGAUCAUGUAGUUGCAUGAAAUGGGAUAUCACAGGAAUCCCAUGUGAGCAUGGAUACGGUGUUAUACUCCAAAAGAAACUAGAAGCUCAAGACUUUGUCUGUCACUGGUUCCGGACAUCAACGUGGAGAAAGACUUAUGAAGAGGGUAUAAUUCCGAUAAGAGGAGCACGGUUCUGGCCAAGUUCAUCAGCUCCAUCAGUUCAUCCAGCCCCUGAUCCUGAUCAACCUGGCCGCAAAAAGAAGAAUGCGAAGGAGAAGAGGAAGAAAGGUGUUAAUGAGUCGCCAGUGAAGAAGAAAGCUAAAACUCUGAAGCGAAUAAUGCAUUGCGGAAUUUGCGGUGAGGCCAACCACAACUCUCGGUUCCAUAAAAAGGUAUGCCAUUAUUUGUGUUUGUUAGAGGGUCAUAAGGAUGUAUCAUAUCAAUUUGCUAUUCUUUGAUACAUUUUUCUGUUUGUUACAGGGUCAGAAGGAUGGAACAUCACAAAUCAAAGCUUCCCAAGGGCCAGCUGCUCAAGAGAUCUAGGAGUCGGAUACAUGUAGUAGAAAAAAAAAGAGUGGUUUUAUGUUUCUGUCUUUGUCACCUUCUGUAUUAUGCUCUCUAUUUUGAAUAUAUAUAUAUAUAUAUCUAAGAUAUCUUUUGGCUUUGCAACACCAUAAACGAUUUCAUACUACAAAACAAACGAGUUCAUCAUAAAAGACAACACACAACCACAAGACAAAGAGUUUCACACAUGAAAGAUGACAAAAAGACAACACACAACCAUAAGACAAAGAGUUUCACACAUGAAAGAUGACAAACACCAAUUCAUUAACAUGGAUUAACCUAUAACUUUUGUGAGAGCAAUCAACAUAACACAUCCAAUUACUACAACAACACACACUCUCUUCACACUCUCUUUUGUCUCCACCAAUGCAGCCUCAACUCUCUCGAAUAUCUCUUUCUCCAGCUUCACUUCCAAUCUCUCAAACGUCUUCUUCUCGUCAAGCUCACGUUCUUCCAAAAUCUCUGUGACCAUCUCUUCAAGUCUUCCAAAUUUUCUUUGUAAUGUCUCUAUCUCAUCUAGUAACCCUUCAUCAACCCACUUGAAAGCAUGGUCAUCAUUCUCCAGCUAUAAACAGAGAAUUUAAUAGCAAUGAAAGUCACAAAUCAACAACAUUUACAGCAUAUAACAUUGGAAUGAUUUUUUUUUUUUUUUUGGGAUUUAGCUUUGGAUUACCUUCUUCGCUACAGCAUAACCACAUCGAUAGUAACGUCGGUACGGAUUGUUCACUGAAUUCGACAUCUUUGGAAGAAUCUCAAAGCCACACCAACAUUUCUUUGGCACACCAACAACUCUUGACCGCCUCCUUGAUGAUCCACUCGAAUUUCCAGACACAUUGCUCAUCUUUAGUGUUCUUUGUCACGAUCUCUCUCUUAUUCUCCCCAAAUAUGAGUUUCCCCAAUUCGAUUUUUAGGGUUCUUCCUCAGUUAUUGCGAAUUUAAAACAAACAUAAAAGGAUUCUCGGGUCGGGUCGUAGAUAACCAUUUUGUUAGGUUUACAAAUGGUUUGGUUUAAGAAAAUUUGGUUUACUAUUGGUUCGAGUACACAGACCGACAAUUUCAACGGUAUGGAGAUAUAGAUUUCGAACUUCGGAUCCAGGUGUAAUAAGGUUUGAAACUUUCAAUCUAGGGAGAAAGAGGAUGACCACCAAACUCUGUGGAGAUACAGCGCUAUGCAAUAGUUCCGAGGGGGAAAUAGAUCGUGCCCCCAACCUAAAAAAGAAGAAACAAUCGAAAAUGGACACUAGAACCUUCGAACUGAGGUUGGGCUCGCUUAUCAUAAAAGCACUAACCGCUAGACCACACAUAAUCAUGAUAUUUAUUACACAUAUUUAGUUUAUAACCCCUAAAACAAUAUUAAAACCCUAAAAGUUACACCCUGAUUAAUCCCCGUAUAAUUUCUGAUUAAUACAUUCGACGCUAGGUGCCACCGCACCGCACGCGCAGUGCCUAACGAGUUUUCGAACAUGGGCUAAAACUAUCUCCAAUAGUACUCUAUUUUUUAUUCUAAAAUAUAGUAACUUUAUAAUAGAGUUUGAAUUCGCUAUAAUGGGACUCUAUUUUAAAGUAAAAAAAAAAAGUGAUGAAUAAAAUAAUAAAUUACUCUAUAUUUGGUGUAAACUUAUUUUUUAUUUUAUUAUAGAGUGAUAAAUAGAAUAUGGUUGAAGCAUAGAGUGGAGUUGGAGAUGAUGCUUAGAAUAAUGGGAUUAUCCGUAACACCUUGGAAAAAAUAAAACCAGGAUUUGGACGCCAAGAUGUUAAAAAGAUUUAUGGAAGACUUUCCACGCAAGUCUAGAAACCAAAACCAAGCUCCAUUAUUGGUAGUCGAUGAUCAGUGAUUUAAUUAUAUGACCAACCAAUUGGUCCACGUUCUUGUCUAGUCAAAUAACUAACAUCAACGUAUCAACUAGCAAGUUUAAGCAAACAACGAAAAAGACAAACGAAGAGAAGAUGAAGGAAGAGCAAGGUCUGUAUAAGAUUGCCAAGCAAGCAUCAACGUGGUCCUAUGCAAUUGGAUUCGACGUUUCGUUACACUAAAAAAAUAUUUUAUUUUUUCCUGAAGUGGGAAAACACCAACAAAAUUAGAAAAAGAAGAAAAAUAAAUCGUUUAAAAUGGAGCGUGGCGAAGUGUGAACACAAACACCUAGAGAGAUCUGAGAGUCAAUUCUUCGGGGUGACAUGUGCAUGAGAAGUAUGUCAAGACGCGUUUUGGGGGUUUAAAACUCUUAGCUAAUACCGAAGUAUUAUUAAUCAAAAGAUCCCCGACAACAAACGCAUUUUAUUUAUUCUAAGACUUAUGGGCCAGUGUAUCAGAAGACUCUAGAAGAAUUCAGGCAAUUACGAAUGACUAAAUGGGUAAUGAGGUCAGGCAUUCGAUAGAAAGCAUAGAAAGGAACUUUACGCAAGUUCUUAAUUAACUAAUUUCAAAUUUGUCUUUAUUGUAUGAAAAAUCUAAGUUCAUACCUUGAUUAAGAUUGGCUAAUGCGUUUCACAUUUUUGUUCUCCACAAAUCCUUUUGCAAGAAAAUAACUACAUUUUCUUUGUACAAACAAAUUUUCUAUUGAACAAUUAAUUUGAAAUUUCAGAAAAAAGAAAAAAAAAGAAAAAAAAAAAGAAAAAGAGAGAGCUGUAAACACGAUAGUUGUAUGUUAAGGAUGGCUGGAGUUUGAACGUUGCAUGGUGUAAAAGCGAUAAAUCACACAACAAAGACAACGACCUAAAAUGAGAUUGUGCAUGCGAAGAUGUAAGGGUAUCAAGACUCGUUUGGGUUUUUUUUUUGCAACACUCGUUUGGGGUUUAUCGUUUAUAAUUCUUAGUUAGGAUACCAAAGUGUAAAUAAUCAAAGAUCUCCAACAACAAAACAUUGUUAGUGUAGAAGAAGACUCUAGAAGAAUUGAGGCAAUCAUGAUUUAUGAAUGACUAAAUGGGUAAUGAGGUCACUGAAAGCAGAUAAAGGAACUUUAAGCAUGUUUUUAGUUAACUAAUUUGUCUUUAUUAUAUGCAAAAUCUAAGUUCCUGCCCUGAUUAAGAUUGGCAUUAUGUUUCACAUUUUUUUAUUCUCCACAAAGCCUUUACAAGAAAAAUAAAUAUGUAUUGUGAUUAAAGAAGAGAGACACAACAUGAUAUAUAACACUAGAAAAGACAUCAUGAUAAGCUUUCUUGACUACAAACUUGGCUCAUCCGCCGUUAGUUUGAGGUGAAAUUAAUAUGGUUUUCUUAUGAUUUGUCAUUUUUAUAUAUUUCAUUGUACUUUGUACAAACAAAAAUUUUCUGUGGAACAAUAAAUUUGACAUUUAUAAAGAAAAGAAAGAGAUCCGUAAAUAAUAGUUAGUAGUAGCGUUAAGGAUGGCUGGACUUUGGAUGAUUUGUGGUGUGAAGGCCAUAAUCACACAACUAAGACAAUGUCCUAAAAUGAGAUUGUGAGGAAACAUGACCUUCACUUUACAAGUACACUUGGACUAAUUUCCAAAAGGUCAGUUCAGAAUUAUAGUUUUCAAAAAAAGAAAAAAUCGUUUUCACAAAUCAAAAGUAUAUUUUGAACAUAAAACUUUACGUGACAGUCAUACUAAACAAAAUUUUACAAAAAUAUGUAAAACAGAAAGAGCACAUAUUUAGUCAAAGAAAGUAUACGAAUUACGUUGCCAGUUUCUCAUAGUGGAUUCAUAACGUUCCUGAGAACUUAAACUUUUUAAGAGCAUUUUUAGUCCAUUUUUAUAUCUAUAUUAUUAAAAGAGAAGUACCCAAAUAAAUUAACUUUCAAUUUUUCAAUUUAUUUACAAUCAUAUGCCACUGAAGUAAUAAAUUUACUUACUUUUUAAGAUUUUUGUCUUUUAUACUUUAAUUAAUGCAUAUCCUAAAUCUAAUUUUAAUUUUUAAAACGAAUAUAAAUACAUAUUCAUAGGAAUUUCUAUUUUGAAUUAUGUAAAUGAAAGUAUAAAUGCAUAUUUAUAAGGGUUUUCUAUUUUAAAUUAUUCUUUCAACCAGCUUUGGUAACAAUGCAAUCGGUUUCCAUAUCUAAUAACAAUCAAUUCAAAACAAUUAAUUAAAUAAUUAGCGUGCGUAAAUAUAUGUUUGCAGAGAUUUUCCAUUUCAAAUUACUUUUUCUACUGUUAACCUUUUCAUAGAAUAAUUAAAUAAUUAGCUAAAAUUUUGGACUUCAACUAAUUUAAGAUGACCCAAAUUAUUAUGUAUGUUUAUACAAACUUAAGCCCAUAAUUAAUUUGCAAUUAUUGAAAAUUAAUUGAUACAUUCAUUUUUUAGAAAUCUUAAUCCAUUAUAUAAAAAACCGAUAAAACUUGUAAAAAUCGAUAAUAUAUUACGAUUAAAUUUUACUCAAAAAAAUUGUUAAUCCAUGCAAGUUCUCUAUUUCCUUCAUAUUUUUAUUGAAAAAUAAAUUGAAAAAUAUAUUAAGAUUAAAUUUUACAAAUGCAUCAUUUAGUAUAAACAAAAAAAAAAUAUCCGUGCGGGUGCGGAAAUCAAAGUUUAGAUGAUGGUAAAAAUCUAAAAACCUAACUUCUUACUUAGAAUAUAAAACAAAUUUUAAUAAUAUAGCUAAAAAAAUCUAAAGAAAAAAAUAACUAGGAGUUAUCUACUGGGUCAAGCAUGGUUGAUCAGGUAGUCAGAUUCCAGUUUUUAACAAUUUUUACAAGUUUUAUCGGGUUUUUUUUUGUGGUGUAAAUGUUAAGAUUCAUACCAAAGCUUUUCAAGUUUUUUACAGAAUUGUUGCACAAGCAACUUAUUUGAAGAAUCAAUAAAGAGGUUACAGGGGGAGAAAACAGAGAUUAGAAGAAAUUACUCAAGAAACUGCUGCUAGCUGUAGGGAUCGAUGAACCAGAAUAUCGUAAUGUUAUAUCGGGUUUUUAUAUAGUUGUAAUAAUUUUUUUUAAAAUCUAAACCGGAUUUACCGGUUCGGCCUUGAAUCCGGGUCGGAUUUCAAAACAUAUUACAAUAACUAUGUAACACAAGUAUAACAUUUAGUAUAACUAAAUUUUAAAAUUGAAAAUAAAUACCCGCGCGGUUGCGCGGAUCAAGGUCCAGUUUGUCUUUAUAAUAAAUAUUUAGAGACAAUAUCACUCCAAUCCAUCUCUAUUUUUUCUUCAUUUAUAGAAGGAGGAUAACAUUAUUUUAUAUUUUAGUUUAUAUUAAAAAAUUGUUAUUUUUAAAAAUUACAAUGAAACAAAAUUUAUCUCUAUUAUAAAUUUUUUUUUUGUGCACAAAUUCUUUCAUUACUAAUCAGUAGAAAGAUCUCAUGCCCAAGUUAUCCCACAUAUGAACACCAUUUACAAAAGCACAAGUGCAAAGAGAGUUUAGUCAACGCAUUGGCUUCUCCGUUUCGAUCACGAGAGGAAUGAAAGAAGGAGAUAUUGACGAACGCAAAGAAGAUCGCAUGGAUAUCACAAACGAUUCCAUGAAUUUCUUUAACCUGCAUGACUUGGUUGAUUGCUCUGCGUUGAUGAUUGCCAAACACAUUACUAGUGCUUCAGCCAUGAGAGAGGAGUUGACGAAGUCUUAAGUACACGAACCUUGGAGAGGUGUGGUGAAUCUGGUUCCGCAUCUGUAGAAAUUGAAGAACUUGCUUCAAAGAUGAGAGAGUUACUCGCAAGCCAAAUAGACCAACAUAUCCACAUGAGAAUGUUUCUAGAAAUUCUCGUUCGUGGAAGGCAAAGCUUGUCUUUGAAGAGAGUCAACACUUUUUCGAAUUCGUCUUCCGUAGCUAUGUGAACUACACAGUGAAGGAGAAUUUAUUUCCAAACUCCUGUCACAAAUGGGCAGGUGAAGAAUGUAUGCAUUGUUGUUUCUUUGGCUUGACAUUUAGUGCAUAGUAUCUCUGUCUGAAUGCCUCUUUUUUUUGUAAGUUGUUUCCUAAAGAGAGUGAUCCUUGUAUGAUAGACUACACAAACACCUUCAUCUUU
This is a messenger RNA of Brassica rapa (field mustard), 8573 nucleotides long. RefSeq lists its product as uncharacterized. NCBI's taxonomy places the organism in Eukaryota, Viridiplantae, Streptophyta, Magnoliopsida, Brassicales, Brassicaceae. The record is from RefSeq and is a predicted model, not a curated record.